Paecilomyces variotii is the source of this 3412-nucleotide messenger RNA. RefSeq names its product transcription elongation factor SPT5. The record is from RefSeq and is a predicted model, not a curated record. Gene Ontology annotation, biological process: regulation of transcription by RNA polymerase II; transcription elongation-coupled chromatin remodeling; transcription elongation by RNA polymerase II. NCBI's taxonomy places the organism in Eukaryota, Fungi, Ascomycota, Eurotiomycetes, Eurotiales, Thermoascaceae. Gene Ontology annotation, cellular component: DSIF complex. The transcript has 5 exons. Bases 204 to 3332 code for a protein of 1042 amino acids. Gene Ontology annotation, molecular function: mRNA binding; protein binding.
AUCUACGCACACUUCUUAAUUCGCCCGCGUGCUUUCCCGUCGAUUGUCCUUGCGCGUUUCCCCGGCGGUAUCGGACUGGGACCUUUUACUCGCACCACCACUUUUGAUACUCAUAUUCUUCCGUCCUUGCGGACCUCCGUACCAGAAACUUCACCUCGCUUCUUCUGUAACGGUGCAUACCUGAAUCGACACGCGCAGCCAAAAUGUCGAAUAACUUCCUGAACCAGGACUUUGGCGGAUCGGAGGAGGAAGAUGAUGACUUCAACCCAGUACCUGCAGACGAGUCGGAAAACGAAGAAGAUACCUCUCGCAGACAGCGAGACAGGGACGAGGAUGAAGAUGAGAAGCCAUCCAGGGGGAAUCGCGAUGAGGGUUUGAAUGGUGACGACGAUGAUGAAAGGGAAGCUGAGGCCGCGGAGGAUGAGGCUGAUGCGAUCGAUGAGGAGGAAGAGGAAGAGGAAGAAGAUGAGGAAGAUGAGGAUGAGGAUGAGGAUGACGAAGAGGCUGUUUCGGGUCGUCCGCGCAAACGCAGAAGGAGAAUGGGUGGUCUGCAUGCUUUCAUUGAUGAAGAGGCCGGUGUCGACGAGGAUGAAGACGAAGCUGAAGAAGAAGAGGAUGAGAUGGCAGAUGGGUUUGGCGCCGAGAUGCAUCCCGACGAUCUCGAUGCGCUGCCAGUGGGUGCGGAGACGGACGACCGCCGCCAUAGACAGCUCGAUCGUCAGCGUGAGCUCGAGGCCAGCAUGGAUGCGGAGAAGCAAGCUCAGGCACUGAAGGAACGAUAUGGGCGCAACCGUAUGGCUGCCACUGACUCUGUCGUGAUCCCGAAGAGGCUGCUCCUCCCCAGUGUCGAUGAUCCCAGUAUCUGGGGUGUCCGCUGCAAAGCUGGAAAGGAAAGAGAGGUUGUCUUCUCUAUUCAGAAGCGAAUUGAGGAACGACCCCCUGGCUCGCGCAAGCCUUGCAGAAUUAUCUCCGCGUUCGAACGUGGAGGUGCUAUGGCCGGAUACGUCUACGUCGAGGCACGCAGACAGGCGGAUGUCAUGGAGGCCUUGGAUGAAAUGUCUAAUGUCUAUCCUAGAACCAAGAUGAUACUGGUGCCUGUCAAGGAGAUGCCCGACUUGCUGAGGGUACAGAAAUCGGAAGAGCUCCUCCCCGGAGCGUGGGUUCGCAUCAAGCGUGGCAAGUACCAGGGAGAUCUGGCGCAAGUUGAAGAGGUCGAGACCAAUGGUCUGGAUGUGACUGUUAGACUGGUGCCGCGUCUGGAGUACGGCUUGAAUGAGGACUCUGGCGCACCUCUAACGGACCCGAAGAGAAAGCGAUUUGGCGCCGCCAACCCAACGGCUUCGCGACCUCCCCAGCGGCUGUUUAGCGAGGCAGAGGCCAAGAAGAAGCACAGCAAGUACCUCACUGCUACCUCGGGUUUGGGAGGCAAGUCGUGGAACUAUCUGGGUGAGACCUAUGUUGAUGGUUUCCUCAUCAAGGAUAUGAAGGUGCACCAUCUGAUCACGAAGGAUGUCAAGCCAAGACUGGAUGAAGUUACCAUGUUUGCUCGAGGCUCUGAGGAUGGUACCUCAAACCUUGACCUGGCCUCCUUGGCGGAGACACUCAAGCAAACCACCGCAGAGGAUGCUUAUCUCCCUGGCGAUACUGUGGAAGUAUACCAGGGUGAGCAGCAGGGAGUAGUGGGCCGCGUUGUCUCUACUCGUGGAGACAUUGUGUCUCUGCAAGUCACAGAAGGUGACCUCGAGACCCAGACCAUUGAUGCACCCGUCAAGACUCUGCGGAAGCGCUUCAGAGAAGGUGACCACGUCAAGGUUAUUGGCGGCAGCAGAUAUCAAGACGAGCUGGGUAUGGUGGUCCAGGUCAAGGAUGACACCGUGACGCUGCUCAGCGACAUGUCCAUGCAGGAAAUCACUGUUUUCAGCAAGGACCUGAGACUCUCCGCGGACACUGGUGUUGAUGGUAAGCUGGGCAUGUUUGAUGUCCACGAUCUUGUGCAGCUUGAUGCCGCUACUGUUGCUUGCGUUGUCAAGGUUGACCGCGAGUCCCUUCGUGUCCUAGAUCAGGAUGGCUCUCUACGGAAUGUACUACCUUCCCGCGUAACUAACAAGAUCACUCCACGGCGAGACGCUGUGGCCACUGACCGCAACGGCGCUGAGAUUCGACAUGGCGACACUGUCCGAGAAGUCUAUGGAGAGCAGAGGAAUGGUGUUAUUAUCCAUAUCUACCGAUCAUUCCUUUUCCUGCACAACAAGGCCCAAGUUGAAAACUCUGGUGUUCUCGUGGUGCGCACUUCAAACGUCGUCACCGUGUCGGCGAAGGGAGGCAGAGCUACUGGUCCAGACCUAUCAAAGAUGAACCCAGCACUGAUGAGAAACGGGGCCCCUGGUGGUUCGAUGCCACCGCCGCGAUCCUUUGGUCGUGAUCGAAUUAUUGGUAAGACGGUGAUGGUGCGGAAAGGUCCCUAUAAGGGUCUUAUGGGCAUCGUGAAAGACGCAACCGAUGACACCGCACGAGUGGAACUGCACUCGAAGAACAAGAUGGUCAGCAUACCAAAAGAGGUGUUGUCUAUCAAAGAUCCUGUUACAGGCCAAUCGAUCGAGAUGGGCCGUGGCAGAGGGCAGCGUACACCGUUUGGUACCUCUGCAGCGCCACCAGGCCGUGACGGCUGGCAUGGUGGCCGUACUCCCAUGGCUUCUGCCGAUUCGUCCCGGACCCCUGCCUGGGGUAUGGCAUCUUCCGCGAGAACUCCUGCUUGGGGAGGUGUCAGUGGUGCUCGUACUCCUGCGUGGAAGAACGACGGAUCGCGCACUUCCAACCCUUACGAUGGAAACCGCACCGCUUAUGGAGGAUUGAGCUCUCGCACUCCUGCCUGGAAUUCUGGAGCUCGUACCCCCUAUGCGGGAGGCUCCGAAUCAAGUGGUUUCGAUGCGUUCGCGGCUGGAUCAAGGACGCCUGCUUGGGGCGCUGCCAACUCUGGCGGCAGGACUCCAGCAUGGGGUGGCGCAUCAGCGUCUGGCAAUGGCAGCAAGGAUCGCAGCUAUGAUGCGCCAACGCCUAGUGCGAACUACUCAGCGCCUACACCGGGUGCGUAUGCCAGCGCCCCUACUCCCGGUGCUUCAGCACCCACCCCUGGCGGCUGGGGUGACAGUGCGCCGACUCCAGGAGCACUCAACGCACCUACACCAGGCGGAUAUAGACCCUAUGAUGCUCCCACACCGGCAGCUUUCGGCGGCCGUCCUUACGACGCACCGACACCCGCUGUGGCAGCUACUCCCGGUGCAGCAGCCGACGACGGAGGACCUCGCUAUGAAGAGGGCACGCCUAGUCCUUAAACACUAUCUGCGGCCUAGCCAAAAGAAAGGAGCCGUCUCCUGCCACACCACUGCAUAAUAAUCUUCCAGCUCAAAACCAA